Molecule: messenger RNA, 1260 nt
Organism: Cutaneotrichosporon oleaginosum
Lineage: Eukaryota; Fungi; Basidiomycota; Tremellomycetes; Trichosporonales; Trichosporonaceae
Source: RefSeq, a predicted model, not a curated record
AUGAACGCGGCUCGCAUGGCCCAGCUUCUCCCGGCCUUCGACCGCCAGGAGCUUCGCAGCACCUCGCCGCGCAUUAUAGCGUAUCAAGAAGCCAUCAAGUCCUGCGGUGAUAUACAGCCCCAGAGCCACCCCUUCUUCCGUCUGGACAUGUCCAAUGCUUUCCUCGAUCCCAAGGGGUACAAGCUCGCUCACAUUGCUUUUCCUUGUGACAUCGCUUUCGUUGGCUGCGUCAUUCUCACCGAGCCUUGGCUUGUCCCUCUGGUGUUACCGCCCAACCUUCGCGUGAGAUAUCCAAAGAAAAUCGCUGAGAUUCAGAAGUACGUCACCGACCUGCGCGAUGGUUUGAUUACGUUCGAGCAAGGUCGCGACAUGCUCUACGACCUAUGGGAAUUCUUCCAGGACUUUGACAUCCGCACUCUGGACCGUGUCAUUGCAGACGUUUCCCUCUACGUCUUCCACCGCAACGCGAACAACAAGUUCGGCUGCCCCUCUCACAGGAAGUACUUCACCAAGCUAUCGCAGAUCGCGGCCUACACGAAUUGGUACUCGCAGUCUGCUCUCGCCCUCGAGGCCGGCACCCAGCUCUGGGCUCUCGUCCAGCUCAUGCAGCUGGGCUGCAAGGGAGCCAAGAUGUGCACGCGUACCGCGACCAACGACAGCUGCAUGUGCUUUGUCCAUGUCCACCCCCUGUUCCACCUCUCCCAUUACCCCAGGGCCAGGGAUGUUCGCCAGCGUUGGGCUUGCUCUGGAACCGGUGUUUACGACUUCAACCACCCCAGGAAGUUUGCGAUUAUGUCGACGGCCGACAAGGGCUGGCUCCAGCACGACAUUCCUUACCCGGGCGAGGAGCCCAAGGCUACGGUUCCCAUCUCACACCUUGUGGUCAACAAGACGAUCGAGACCUCAGCGCCGCCUACCGCGAUCCUGACGCCCGUGGCCUCUCCUUCGACCUCAACCCGCGCGUCCACCGCCAGCUCUACCCCGCUUCACACGCCGACGACUCCUUACACUCCCUGGGCCCAGCUCGUUGCGCCCCCCGUGAAGACGACCAAGGCUGCCAAGAAAGUCAGGAUUGUCACCCCGCCGGAGACCCCGCGCCCCCAGCAAGCCGUCGUGUGCAACGAUUACACCGAGGAGGAGGCGGCCGUUCUCGCCAUGAUCAGCCGCAGUCGCUACCACAUCGGCCGCACCUCGCUGGAGUGGUAUGCGGAGUUCCAGGGCCCCGGUGCUUCCAGCAGCGGCUUCCGUACCAAGAAAUAG